Messenger RNA from Girardinichthys multiradiatus, 1055 nucleotides. It is a transcript of the gene mrpl17, whose product is annotated as mitochondrial ribosomal protein L17. The record is from RefSeq and is a predicted model, not a curated record. Lineage: Eukaryota; Metazoa; Chordata; Actinopteri; Cyprinodontiformes; Goodeidae. The transcript has 3 exons. Gene Ontology annotation, molecular function: structural constituent of ribosome. The coding region runs from base 208 to 705 and encodes 165 amino acids. Gene Ontology annotation, biological process: translation. Gene Ontology annotation, cellular component: ribosome; mitochondrial large ribosomal subunit.
AUCGGACACUUUGGGCGACGUACAGCCAAUGUCAGAGGGAGGAAAACUACCGUUGACAUAACUGAUAUAUGUAUUCAUUUUAAUGUCCUCUCUGUUUUCUUCCUAAUAGACGGAAAAAUCACAUUGUUCUAUUACGUGUUUAUAGUUUAUCGUUAUUAUUAUUAUUUAUCGUGGACGCUGUUGGUGUAGCGGAACCUACGGGACGCGAUGCGCCUCACGCUGCAGAUGCUGAUCUCCCACGGCCGGGUGGCCAGGAAGAUGGGCCUGGGCCCCGAGUCCCGGAUCAACAUGCUGCGGAACAUCCUGACAGGACUGGUCCGGCAUGAGAGGAUAGAAACCACGCAAGCCAGAGCCGAUGAAGUCCGCUUCUACGCCGAGAAGCUAAUCGAUUACGGCAAGAAGGGAGACACCGAUGAGAAGGCGAUGAAAAUGGCCAGUUUUUGGCUAACGGAAAAGGACCUCGUCCCAAAGCUCUUUAAAGUCCUCGCUCCGCGUUUUGAAAACCAGUUGACUGGCUACACACGGAUGGCCCGGAUCCCCAACAGAGAGAACCUGGACAGAGCCAAGAUGGCCGUGUUGGAGUACAAAGGCAACCCUUUUCCUCCUCUUUAUCCUGUGAAGAAGGAGAAUGAACUGACUCUCCUCAACCAGCUCCUCAAAGGCUACAGAGAAGAGAGAGCAAGAGUGUUGGCUGCAGAAGCUUAAUUAAUCCCUUCAUGUUUUUGUUUUUUUAUUGCUGCAGAAACAGCCUUAAUACAUUUCUUUUCAUGAACAGUUUUAAUGUGAGCUAAAUCAAGAGCAGAUCUGUUAAAACUAAACUGAUUGUGUUAUUUCUCCAACCUAAGUUUCAGGUUUUUCUUACUUCUUCAGUAUUUAUGAGUUUAGCUUUAUGCGGGUUCUCAGCAGAAGGACCUGAAUAAAAAUAACGUGUCCUUACCCUGUUGAAGAAUUUUAAUAUUUUACAUCACUGAUUUUGUGAAGAAGAUAGUCAGAGCAGCAGAGGCAUGCUCUGUUAAAUCUGAUCUGAAAGAAAAUGAAUAAAAGAAUCGAUGCAG